GCCCGGCGCGGCCGCUGUGAAGGAGCGGCUCGGCGCUCAGAGGACCUAGCGACCUGCGGCUCCCGUCGCCAGCGGCUACGCGUGUGUGGGGCCGGCGGGCGCUGCGAUGUAGGGGCCUGGCAGCGCCCCGGUGCUUGUGCUCCGAGGUCAGCCCAGCCUCGUCCUUCCCCUGGACACCUGUCCGCUGCGCGGCUCGUCCAGGUCCAGUUGGCUCCUGUAUCCUUAACCAUCUCCCUGUGUGUCCCUCCUGCCGAAGGCCUCUUGCCCAGGACUUUUCUGAGCUAAUGGAAGCCAUGCCGUGAGAGCUGCCCAGACUUGCUCAUAGCCAUGACGGAGCCCCACCGGGUUCAGUUCACUUCUCUCCCAGGUCCGCUGAGCACCAGCUUCUUGAAGAAGCCUCGCAGGGAGGAUGUGUCAGGAGCGGAGCUGCCCCAGGACUCUGAACCGGCCGCAGCAGCAGUUCGCAUCACGCUUACCCUUUUUGAGCCGGAUCACAAGCGUUGCCCAGAGUUUUUCUACCCUGAGCUUCUGAAGAACACUCGAGGGAAACUGAAGGGUGUUUCUUCUGGAGACAAGAGGAAAGACCAUGCUGAUCCCUUCAAUGAUGAGGAAAGAGAAAGACACAAAGUGGAGGCUCUUGCCCGGAAGUUUGAAGAGAAAUAUGGGGGCAAGAAACGCAGGAAGGACCGUAUUCAGGACUUGAUCGAUAUGGGGUAUGGGUAUGACGAAUCCGAUUCCUUCAUUGAUAAUUCUGAAGCGUAUGAUGAACUUGUUCCAGCUUCUCUGACUACAAAAUACGGAGGAUUUUACAUUAACUCGGGAACGCUGCAGUUCCGCCAAGCAUCGGAAUCGGAGGAUGACUUUAUCAAAGAGAAGAAGAAGAAGUCUCCCAAGAAGCGGAAGUUGAAAGAAGGUGGUGAAAAAAUGAAGAAGAAGAAAAAAGAUGAUUCUUAUGACAAGGAAAAAAAGUCAAAAAAAUCUAAGUUCCCCAAAGCCGGCUUCACAGCACUGAAUGCCAGUAAAGAGAAAAAGAAAAAGAAAUACUCUGGAGCUUUGAGUGUCAAAGAGAUGCUGAAGAAAUUCCAGAAGGAAAAGGAAGCUCAGAAAAAGAGGGAUGAGGAGCAGAAGAUGGUGUCACUCUCCCCAGCAGAAGCUCCAGCCCCACGAGAAGUGGAGACCAUGUCUGAUCCUUUGCUAUCUCUCUUUGGCCAUGCCAGUGAUAAUGACUUGCUUCAGGCUGUCACUGCUGUGGACUCAUUGAAUGAUCUGGACCUGGACCUGGAGCGGCUCUUCAAUGAAUCUCCAGAAGGGAGUCCCUUCCAUGAUGUGGAGGAUGGAAGUGACCCUCUUGGGAUGGGUUUGGAACAGGAAUUCAAACAGCCACCCUCCCUCCCAGAAGGACUACCAGCUCCACUGGAGAGACGGAUCAAGGAACUGACCCAGGCUGCAAGAGCUGCAGAAGGAGAAGGCAAACAGCGGUUCUUCACCCAGGACGUCAAUAACAUCAUACUGGACAUAGAGCUACAGACCCGGGAGCUGAACAGCCAGAUCCGAUCUGGGGUCUAUGCCCACCUGGCCGCCUUCCUGCCUUGCAGCAAGGACACUCUGGUCAAGCGUGCCCGCAAACUUUAUCUCUUUGAGCAGGGUGGACGCUUGAAAGAGCCUCUCCAGAAGCUGAAGGAAGCCAUUGGCAGAGCAAUGCCAGAGCAGAUGUCUAAAUACCAGGAUGAAUGCCAAGCCCAUACGCAAGCCAAGUUUGCUAAGAUGUUGGAAGAGGAAAAGGACAAGGAGCAGAGAGACCGGAUUUGCUCUGAUGAGGAAGACGACGAAGAGAAGGGAGGAAAGCGCAUCAUGGGACCACGAAAGAAAUUUCAGUGGAAUGAUGAAAUCAGGGAGCUGCUUUGCCAUGCGGUGAAGAUGAAAGUGGAUGGCUAUGAGCUUGAGAAAAACAAGGUUCAGUCUUUGGAAGAUUAUUUGAAAACCUUCCUAGAUGCGGAAGUGAAAGCCCUCUGGCCAAAGGGCUGGAUGCAGGCCAGGACACUGUUCAAGGAGAGCAGGCGUGUACACGGGCACCUAACAUCUAUCCUGGCAAAGAAAAAAGUGAUGGCUCCUCCAAAGGUGAAAGUGAAGGACUCCUCCAGUAAGCCAGAUAAAAAGAUUCCUAUGUCUGUUCCACUGAUCCACUCAAGUGGCACAGUUUCUCUGUCUUCAGAGCCCCAGGGAGCAGCCAUGGGCAUCAGCACCCAAACUCGAGAGCUCUUGGUUCUCAGUGCUUCCCAGGCAUCUAGCAGCACAGCCACCCCUGCUGCCUUCAGUAUGGAUGACUCCCUGGAUGAGGACUUAAUUCAUAACCCAACCUCCUCACUGGAAGCUGUCUCAAAAGAACUGGCUGUGCUAAAUAGCAGGGCAGCUGGAAGCCCCGAUUUCACACUUCCUGGGACCCCCAAAACUCCUUCAGAGAAGAUCACAAAUCUCACCAGUUCAGAGGAGAAAAGGAACUUUGCUAAGUCCAGUCCUUCCCCUUCCCCGUCCCCCAGCAGCUCUCUCCAGUCACCCCUCAAUUUCCUGGCUGAACAGGCACUGGCAUUGGGACAGUCUGCUCAAGACAAAAAGACAGAGAGUUCCAGUUACAAAGAACUGUCCUGCCAAACCUCCCCCAAUAAAAUCCCUGAUGCACAUCAGGCCAAACAGAAGCACCACAGCCUGCAGCGACCAAGUCAUGGGCCCCAGACAUCGACACCUGUGCCAGCCACCCAGGUAAAGGUCUUUCACUCAAGCAGCCAGCAACAGAAAAACUUCACAUCCCCAGCUCCAUUUGUCAAGCUGCAGAGCCCCAAGUCCACCUCCCCGCUUCCCCAGCGCUCUCUCCUCCAGCAGGUUAAGACGUCAACUAAAGCUCAGAGCUUCCAUUCCUCAGCUUCAUCAGCAGCAGGCAGCACCCCAGCUUCAAGCAGCUCUCACAAGACCCCGGGCUCCUCUCCGGCAUCCCUGAGCUAUGCAGGGAAGCACUCGGUCAGCUCCAGUUCUUCAGGACAAUCCUACAAAGCUCCUUUCAUUUCUGGCUCCCUUUCCAAGCAUGGGGCUUCUUCCAGCAGUUCCACAUCUGGUGUGCCUGCAAACCAGAGCUCCUCCUCAGGGAGCUUGCUUUCUGGUGUGCAGACACCCUCCCCAGGGCAAACCUCCAGCCGCUCCUCCCCAAGCUCCACCGUAAAGAAAACUCCAGUCUCCCAGAAGCUGACUUUAGUAGCACCACCUGGUGGUCCAAAUGGAGACACAAGUGGAGGGACUCAAGGGGUGGCCAAGUUAUUGACCUCCUCCCUCAAGCCAGCUGUGGUGAGCAGCACUGCAUCUUCUACCUCUGUGCCGAAAGGAACUAGUGGGGCUGUGCUGCUAACCAGUUCUUCUUCCUUAAGUGUACUGUCUCCAUCCUACAAGUCCAGCAAUUCAAAGCUGCCAGGUGCCCUGAGCUCCACACCACUGGGGAUUAUAUCUCCUAUCCAUUCCUUCCCUCUUCACGUCAUCUCCUUCAGCUCGGACACCUCCCCUAAAGCAGGAGUAUCGAAGGAUGCAAUAGUAACUGGCCCUGCCCCAGGAACGUUUCACCACGGCCUUGGCCACAGUCUUCUGGCUGGCUUGCACUCCAGCCCGCACCAUGCAGCACCACUCCCACACUCUGCCCUGUCCACCCAUUUACCGCAAAGUUUGCCAGAUGCAUCUCAGCUUCAUGGCAAAGGGCCCAACGCACCACAGCGGAAGUUGUGACACUUGGAAGGGAAUGAGCUUGCACCAGCACAGGACAAACCCACGAGGAGCAGACCAGGAACACUGGGUGUUGACUCUGUCACUUUCUGUGUUCCUC
Gavialis gangeticus (Gharial) is the source of this 3859-nucleotide messenger RNA. RefSeq names its product ubinuclein 1 (gene UBN1). The record is from RefSeq and is a predicted model, not a curated record. Gene Ontology annotation, cellular component: nucleus. The transcript has 17 exons. NCBI's taxonomy places the organism in Eukaryota, Metazoa, Chordata, Crocodylia, Gavialidae. Bases 328 to 3762 code for a protein of 1144 amino acids.